CUCCGGAGGUUUAAACCCGUCAUAUUUCCACCACCAGCCCGCUCCUCCAGCCCCGCUGUGCUCCUUCAGGGCUCCGUUUCUUCUCUACCUCAGCACCCCGAUGCCUCCCCGGGCCUGCGUGUAAUCUCCAGCCCCCUCCGAGCUCCACCGACUCUGCUGCUUCUAACUCCCCCACCGAGGGACGCUGCUCGGCGGGCACUGACUGCAGCAAACCCCGGCUGGUUCUCCUCCAUCCCCGCCUCCCUUUAUUUUCCUCUCCCAGCUGGAUCUACUUCCCUCCGGGAGCUAGCUGGCUGGCUACAUCCACUCCACACACUCUCUCAGCGGAUCCAGCCACCCCUCCAGCCCGGUUCCCAGCCUCCACACCCCCCGGGCCAGAUCUCCGUGACUCCGAGCCACGGGUCUCGCCAUGCCGGGUCCGGUGGCCGGUAGCAAGUCCCGUGUGUAUGCAGACGUGAACACGCUGAAGACCCGGGAGUACUGGGACUACGAGGCCCACGUACCCAACUGGAACAACCAGGAGGACUACCAGCUGGUCCGUAAGCUGGGCAGAGGGAAGUACAGCGAGGUGUUCGAGGCCAUCAACAUCACCAACAAUGAGAAGGUGGUGGUGAAGAUCCUGAAGCCGGUGAAGAAGAAGAAGAUCAAGCGAGAGAUCAAGAUCCUGGAGAACCUGCGAGGAGGAACCAACAUCAUCCGAUUGGUGGACACAGUCAAAGACCCUGUGUCCAGAACUCCAGCGCUGGUCUUUGAAUGCAUCAAUAACACAGACUUCAAGGAGUUGUACCAGAAGUUGACAGAUUAUGAUAUCCGUUUCUACAUGUAUGAACUACUGAAGGCUCUGGACUACUGUCACAGUAUGGGAAUCAUGCACCGUGACGUCAAACCCCACAAUGUGAUGAUUGACCACCAGUUGAGAAAGCUACGCCUUAUAGACUGGGGCCUGGCCGAGUUCUACCAUCCAUCCCAGGAGUACAACGUCAGAGUGGCCUCGAGAUACUUCAAAGGUCCAGAACUCCUGGUGGAUUACCAGAUGUACGACUACAGUCUAGACAUGUGGAGUCUGGGCUGCAUGUUGGCCAGUAUGAUCUUUCAGAAAGAGCCCUUCUUCCACGGACAAGACAACUACGACCAGCUGGUGCGAAUCGCCAAGGUCCUGGGGACGGACGAGCUGUUCGGCUACCUGCGCAAAUAUCACAUCGAGCUGGACCCACGAUUCAAAGACCUGCUGGGACAGCAGAGCAGGAAACGCUGGGAACAGUUUGUUCAGACGGAGAACCAGCACUUGGUGAGUCCUGAAGCUCUGGAUCUGCUGGACAAGCUGCUACGCUACGACCACCAACAGAGACUGACGGCCACAGAGGCCAUGGAGCAUCCAUACUUCUACCCGGUAGUAAAGGAGCAGUCUCUGUCCAACUCUGACAACAACAUGGUUACCAGUGGCAACACUACAGCGCGAUGAAACAGAAGUGGAAGAAGAAGGAUGUUUGUUACCUCAACUUUGUACCCGGUUGUGACAGUAACUUUGACAAGUGUACAGUGACAAUGGAUCAAAGUAACUCUGACCAGUUACACACUCACGGAUAUGUGAUACACACAUCUAUACACACCGACAACAGCAAGCACACUUCUACACAAACAGCAGACGCACACACGUAUACAUACAUACAUACACCCUCCUCCUCUGUAUCAGUCUGUGAUUGGCUUGUCCUGGUUUUCCUGUCCAGCAGCCUGACCAAUGAGCUUGAAGCUGCUCCCCCCUCCAUCGUCCCCUCAACCGGUGUCCCAGCUCAGUCUCAUGUAGGUCAACAAAGACAUUUAAAGACGAUUCAGUCCCUCGUCCUCUCUUUGUCAUCCCUCCUUUAUAUCUCCCCUCUUUGUUUGCAUCAGCAUGGAGAAUGAACAGGAGUGUGAGCCUGUACAAUCCCGACUCCCCCUUUAUCCUCCCCGGUCCGAUCCAUCCGUCUGCCCUCUUUUACCUCCCCAUCCUCUUCCCCAACAGACAGACAGGCGUCUUAGCACUACUCCAGAUCUGAAAGUGGCAUGGUGGACUCUCUCUCUAGAUAGAAUGAUGAUGAUAAUAAUAAUAUUAAUGAAAAAUAAAUGAUUUUUAUUUAGAUGA
Molecule: messenger RNA, 2122 nt
Organism: Amphiprion ocellaris (clown anemonefish)
Lineage: Eukaryota; Metazoa; Chordata; Actinopteri; Pomacentridae
Gene: csnk2a2b
Product: casein kinase 2, alpha prime polypeptide b
Exons: 12
Coding region: 410-1462 (350 amino acids)
Biological process (GO): protein phosphorylation; regulation of chromosome separation
Cellular component (GO): protein kinase CK2 complex; nucleus; cytosol
Molecular function (GO): protein serine/threonine kinase activity; ATP binding
Source: RefSeq, a predicted model, not a curated record